AUGCGUCUUACUACUCUCAAGUGGGCUAGCAUCGCUCUGGCUUCCGCUCUACAUGUAAUGCUGGUGCUAAAUGCAUCGGCCAAGGUUUGCAACACGACGCAACUCACGCAGCUCACCAACGUGGUCACGACGUACUCCAGCAGUGCGGACUGCACCGGUAGCACCUUGGACCCGAGAACCAACGACGUAGCUGAGAUCUGUGCUGGCGCGUGCAUGCAACUCGUCCGCCAGCUGCAGCCAGACACGCCCGACUGCGAGUUCGACGGCACCAACCUCGGCGAGUCGAUGAGUAGGCUCGUGGCGUGGUGCGAUACAGCGUCGGUCUCUGCUUCGGGCUUGGCAUCGGCAUCGUCCGGCUUCAACUCGAGGGCAGGAUGGAAUGCUACCGACUCAAUCUCGAUCUCCAUUGAUACGCUGGACACGGUCCCAGUCUGCUCGAUCGAGAACGUCUCAUUGAUCAGUGAGAUCAACAAGGAAGCUACGAAGAGUGCCGACUGCUUUGGGAUGGGAGGGCCCCCCACUUCAGCCGCCAACAAGGAGGAGUACUGCGCUGGAAACGCGUGCGUCACGUACUUGGCCGACGUGGAGACCCGACUACCAAACUGCACCUACGGCGGCUACAACAUCAAGCAGGUGAUCGCAGAUACACUGGCGCUGUGCGAUGAUAGGACUGUGACAACUCUACCGGUGACACGAGCGAUGAAUACAAGAGCCUGGAACGCGACGAUCUCAUCGCCCGCAGCGUCGUCUUCAGCCUCGUACUAA
Messenger RNA from Phytophthora sojae, 765 nucleotides. RefSeq names its product elicitin (gene SOL13D). Gene Ontology annotation, cellular component: extracellular region. The transcript has a single exon. Lineage: Eukaryota; Oomycota; Peronosporomycetes; Peronosporales; Peronosporaceae. The record is from RefSeq and is a predicted model, not a curated record. Bases 1 to 765 code for a protein of 254 amino acids.